This is a messenger RNA of Lactuca sativa (garden lettuce), 1652 nucleotides long. Its product is annotated as glucan endo-1,3-beta-glucosidase 14. Gene Ontology annotation, molecular function: hydrolase activity, hydrolyzing O-glycosyl compounds. Gene Ontology annotation, biological process: carbohydrate metabolic process. Lineage: Eukaryota; Viridiplantae; Streptophyta; Magnoliopsida; Asterales; Asteraceae. The record is from RefSeq and is a predicted model, not a curated record.
ACGCUCAAAAUCUCUCCGCGGCUAUAAAACGCGUCCACUCCAAAGAAAACGACCGCCAAACCCCCCUUUCCUCCGCCGUUCGCCGUUGCCGGAACCGCGAUAGAAAACUUCAUCUUAGAAAGAGAAGCUCGGUUUUGCAUUAAUUCAGAGAGAAACCAUGUACAUACAUACAAAUAUACGUAUAUUUGUGUCUAGAUAGAGAGAAUUUGAUCAGUUAAUUUAUCUUAUGGCAUGGUUGAGUUGGAGGAUUGAAAACAAAGGAGACGGAGUCGUUUUAUUGACUCCGAAAUGAAGGUUUCCCGAUCCUUUAGUCGAUGUCUUCUUCUGCUUUUGCUCCUUUUUGUUCAAAAAGGGUAUGUGGCAUCCAAACCAUUCACAGGGACUUAUGGUAUAAACUAUGGAAGAAUCGCAGACAACAUCCCUUCUCCUAAUGAAGUUGUAAGGCUUCUCAAAGCUGCUAAGAUAAAAAACGUACGAAUAUACGAUUAUGAUCACAGUGUUCUUGAUGCAUUCAAGGGUAGUGGUCUCGAUUUAGUAAUCGGACUCCCAAACGGAAUGGUGAAAGACCUAAGCAAUAAUCCCGAUCAUGCCCUUACAUGGGUCAAAGACAAUGUCCAAUCAUACCUACCUUCAACACACAUUGUUGGAAUUGCAGUUGGAAACGAAGUUCUAGGAGGUGGUGAUCUUGAUCUUCAAACAUCUCUAUUUCCUGCAAUCAAAAACAUCUACAACGCAACACAAAAGUUAAACCUAGACUCCAUAGUUCAAAUCACAACAGCACAUUCACAAGCUGUGUUUGGAACUUCAUAUCCUCCAUCUUCAUGUGUCUUCAAACAAGACGUUUCACAAAACAUGAAGAAACUUCUGGAAUUAUUUUCACAAAUGGGAUCCCCUUUCUGUUUAAACGCAUACCCUUUUUUAGCAUACAUGGGAAGCCCAGAUCAGAUUGAUAUUAACUACGCUCUUUUCAACCCAACUCAAGGCAUAUACGAUGAAAAAACAAAUCUUCAUUAUGACAACAUGCUUGAUGCUCAAAUCGAUGCAGCAUAUGCUGCACUUGAAGAUGCAGGAUUUGGGAAAAUGGAGGUUGUUGUUACAGAAACAGGAUGGGCUUCUCAUGGAGAUGCAAAUGAAGAAGCUGCAACUUUGGAUAAUGCAAGAACUUAUAAUUAUAAUUUGCGUAAAAGACUUGCUAAAAGGAAGGGGACGCCACGUAGGCCUAAAAGUAUGUUGAAGGCGUAUAUUUUUGCUUUAUUUAAUGAGAAUUCUAAACCGGGUCCCACCUCUGAAAGAAAUUUUGGUUUGUAUAAACCUGAUGGAAGUAUCACGUAUGAUAUUGGGUUUCCACCUCUCAAAUCUUCUUCUUCUUCUUCUUCUCUUCUAUCAAUCAAGGAAAUUGGAGCUCAAAGUUGGCAUUGGUCAUAUAUCUCGGUUUUAUCUUCGUGUGUGUCAAUGUUGUUUUUAUUUCUAAGAUUGUGAAAUAUUUGUCAUCACAAGAUAUUAUUUAAGUUAUUGUCACAAUGUAUUUUAUAUUUACUUUUUUUUUGAAGAAAAAUGUUUUUAAGCUUAAAGUUAGAGUUGAUAAUAUAUAGAGUACAUGCCACGUACACCAAAUUCGGAUCUUAAUUGGUGGUGGUUAAUGUUUUUUUACA